Messenger RNA from Eruca vesicaria subsp. sativa (arugula), 282 nucleotides. NCBI's taxonomy places the organism in Eukaryota, Viridiplantae, Streptophyta, Magnoliopsida, Brassicales, Brassicaceae. The record is from the annotation of a GenBank genome assembly.
AUGAGAAAAUCUCCGGUUGUUCCGACAAGAACACAAGCAUGGUUUUGCUUUGUUGCAGAUCAGAUAUUAGGGUAUGCGAUGGUGAGUGGAGGAUCAGCUGCUUUAGGAGUGACGAAUAUGAACAGAACAGGAAUCAGACACAUGCCUCUUCCUAAUUUCUGCAAGUCUCUUGGUUUUUUCUGUGACCAUCUCGCAAUCUCCGUCUUCUUCGCCUUGUUCGCGUUUCUCCUCCUCGCUGCUUCUUCUGUUCUCGAUGUUCUCCGUCUCUCAGGCGACUGCUAG